Molecule: messenger RNA, 969 nt
Organism: Closterium sp. NIES-67
Lineage: Eukaryota; Viridiplantae; Streptophyta; Zygnematophyceae; Desmidiales; Closteriaceae
Source: the annotation of a GenBank genome assembly
GUUGACCAUGAACGAAGUUUUUCAGCCGCUGCUGGAUAAAUGCGUCAUCGUGUACCUCGACGACAUCCUGAUCUACAGCACUACCCGGGAACAACUUUUGAAGGAUUUGGAAGCAGUUUUCUCUCUCCUUCAGCAGAACCGACUCAUCACCAAGGGCUCUAAGGGCAAGUUUCUAAAACACGAACUAGAGUUUUUGGGCCACGUCAUUUCCAUCGAUGGUGUUAAAAUCGACCCUAAGAAGAUCGCGACCAUACAAGACUGGAAGCCGCCGGCUACUCUCCGCGAACUUCAAAGUUUCCUGGGGUUUGUAAAUUACGUUCGCCGGUUCAUCCCGAACAUGGUGGGGGUAACCUCCCCUUUUACGGAUCUCCUAAAGAAAGGCACCUUUUAUGAGUGGGGGGGAGAGCAGCAGGCUGCGUUCGACCAGCUCAAACUUUUCCUGACUACACCUCCGGUUCUUCGAAUUGCAGAUCCUCACCGUCCGUUCGAGCUCAUCACCGACGCUAGCAACCUAGCUGUUGGCGCAGUACUGUUACAGGACUUCGGCAAAGGACUUCAACCCAUCGCCUAUGAGUCACGAAAGCUGAACCCGGCCGAGCGAAAUUAUCCUGUCCACGACAAGGAGUUACUCGCCAUCGUGCAUGCUUUCAAGGUCUGGCGCUGCUACCUGACGGGCGCUGACGUGACGGUCCGAACAGACCACAAAUUGCUACAGUUCAUCCGCGCCCAACCGACACUAAAUCCUCGACAGAUUCGCUGGCUCGAUUACCUCGAGUCGAACUUCCACUACAGUGUCACCUACAAACGGGGGGUUAGCAACAUCGCCGACGCACUGACCCGCCCUUCAAUCCACACCGCCGCAGUCCUAAUUACCCAAACUAAUCUGCUGCUAACUGGCCUAUUCACCCACGGAUAUAGUACCGAUCCCUUCUUCACCACUAACAGAUAGACGCGACAACCCAUCUAUCG